CAGGUCACCAAAGUAAGAGAACUGUUUCCCUUCUCAUACAUCUCGAGUGUAAAGACCAACCAAGCCACACAAGUAACUCACAUUCAUGACCUGAUACCAUCAUCUUUACUCGACAUUAUCUGAAUCCAGAUAGGUGAAGCAAGGUACCAAUCCUCAGCAACUACAGCAUCCACUUUACCAAGUAGCCCAACUUCCAGGCCCAGUCCAUCGGCCAUUGCGUCUCCAGCGCUCUCUCUCCACCAGCCCGCUGGCCCCUCUACCGUGCCUCUAAGGUCCCGCUGCCCGCCUUAAGCAUUGAGCGCUGUAUCCUGCCUUCACCAAGUUUCCCCCCCUCCUUCGCUCCUGCGCAGUAAAGUGCCACCCACCUGCCUGCCGCCUGCCACCCACCGCCGCCGCCGCCGUCGCGCCCAAAUCCUCCCGCCGUCCUUCUUUUCCCAUUCCCCCCCAUCUCUAAGGUAUUACCCGUCGCCCAUUUUGCCAACCCGCGCCCGCUUCUCCCCCGAUUCAUCCUUCAUCCACCAUCCAUCCAUCCAUCCACACACCCCCAUCCAACCCGCUCUCCUCCGACCCUUUUUCUCUCUUCCUCCUUCCUUCCCCCCAGUCUGCUUUUCUGUUCUGGUCUUGCUUCGUCCUUUCUCUAGACUGGACGUCUUUUCAACAAGGGGGGCUUCUUUCGACGACUUCCUCUUCCUUUGAUCUCGCCGACCCCCCCCUCCACCGGUACCUUGAUUGUUUCUCGGUACUCGACAUCGCAGACGCUCUGCGAAACAGAACAGAAACAGAUCCUCGAGUCGCCUACCUUAGUCGGACGAGCCCUCUUACCGCCUCAAGACUCCUGCUCCGCCAAAAGGUCGCCAUCGCCGCCUCCUUCGACAUCACCCAGCCGUCUCUGUCAGGCCUAACGCGUCUCGUUGUGAGCCUACUUCCCUUCGACCCGAUCCGACCUACCUUCGACGUCUUCGCACUCGACACCUCGUUGCUAUCUCCGACGAAUACUUCCUGCGACCGCGGCACUCAUACACCGUUGCCCCCUCAUCGCGUCGAUCCUCCCGCCUCUCUACCCGAAUACUCUGUAUCUAGUAGAUCCAUCGCCUGUCGACAGGCCCUUCCGCCUCUUUGUUGGACGACUUAGGUGAGUUCAUUCUGUCUUGCCUUCCGCCUCUGCAAUUCUCCAUCUUCCCUGUCUUUCCCCUACAACCCAUGUCGCUUUUCACUUGAUUCGUCCUGGCAACGAGAGGCGCACCUGUGACGUCGUUCGUGCCUGCGCGAUGCUCAAGGCUGCCAUCAGCUCUACAUCCAAGGUUGUUGCCAUCACGAUCAUGACGUUGGGCUGUGAUCUCAGCGCGCUUGCCUGGGUCGGUGUUUUCCUACUGGUGGCUUCCGGCUGUUCGUCUGCCAUCGGGCUGCCCUUCCCAUGCCUUGACUUGCAUGUGCAAACACUCAGCCUUGCUUGCCCAAUCUCCGCUGCCCAUAUGCACUCCCCUUCUCCUUCCCCACGAGUACGGCCCUUACCUCACGUCACUGCCCUCGCACAAGGUCUUGAGUCAGCCUGAGGUUCGAAAAAAACCGGCCUUGUGCGGCGCUCGUUUUGUCGGUUGGCAGUCUUGGGCGCCAAUGUCAUCACACGGCAACCGUUGCUGCCCCAAUACUACUUUCGUCUCCUAUACACCCAAACCACAGAAUGCAACUCGAACAUGAUGCUAACUCGUCGUUCCUGCAGUUGCCUGUUCCAACCAUCCUAAUUGUAAUUCAGUCUUGCUGGAAUAAUACGAUGCUAUGGCAGCUGUAAUCGGUGACUACGUCUCUGAUCCCUCCCGUUUCCAUAACAUGAUUGCCAACCCGGGCAUUCAACACCAACACUCGCACGAUUCUCACUACCGAUCCUCGAGUCGGUCAAGAGACGUCCCUGCACACCACGCGCCUGCGAGCCCGAGAUACCAACAUUCUACGAGCACCCCGUCCACGCGUCAAAAGCGCCCCGAACAGGACUCGGUCGAGAAGCCCGCGCCCCCUAGCGCAGGUGCAUCUCGCUUCCCCUCGCCUCCAUCAUCUUCAUCGCCAACAGGUGCCAGGCCCCAGCAUGCCGAUAGCCCCGCAUACAUGGCAACCGAUUCUCGCGACGCCGGCCAUGCUGGUUCCGUAGCCGCCUCUGAACAGGCUCAUGCCGCCCCUAGUCAAGAGCCGCAACAACAGCAACCUUCGCCCGCGUCUGAUGGAAAUGGUGUUGCCGGCGCCACAAACUCAUACCCCCUCUCCGAUACCUCAUCUCCCGUACAGCAACCUCAAGGCCAGACAAUUCACAUUCGCGACUUGGCCCAUAUCCAGAGUCUCGCUAAGGCCGACCUAUUAUCGGGCAAUGGGCCGGGGAUACUGAACGAUCCGCCGCUGCAGGCGAUGAAGUACGAGAUCAGUGCGAUGCCCAUUGGCGACAUUAUUGAAAUGGUCGCUGCCCUUCUCACCAAGAUCACCACCACCAACGAUCUGCAGCAUGAUGCCAUGCAGCGCAACGUUGCGCAUCAGCAGCAGGCGAGCCAGAACAACGAGUCAGGCAACGGCUCGCAAAUGAGCCCGUUGAGCACGUCUGUGCUUGCUUUUCACGGCAAGAACAUCCCUGCUAUCACAAUUCUGAGCUACCUGUCCCGCAUUCACAAAUACUGCCCGACCACCUAUGAGGUCUUUCUGAGUUUGCUAGUCUACUUUGACCGCAUGACGGAGCGAGUCAACGAGAUGGUGGUCAAGCACGAGGAGGCGCGGAGGGUGUCCACUUCGCAGUCAACUCCAAAGGCACAGUCGGCCGACGUCGAAAUGCGUGACGAAGAUGACGAAACCGACUCGGAUCUUGCCGACGACGACGAUGCGGACGAACAGAACACCAAGGCGAGCGAGAGUACCGGCAGCAUUGUGCCUCAGCCGACACCUCCUGGCGCGCCCCCGGCUACGUACUUUGUUGUCGACAGCUUCAAUAUCCAUAGACUGGUCAUUGCGGGCGUAACUUGCGCGAGCAAGUUCUUCUCAGACGUAUUUUACACCAACUCCAGAUACGCCAAGGUCGGUGGUCUUCCGUUAGCCGAACUCAACCAUCUCGAGCUUCAGUUCCUCCUAUUGAACGAUUUCCGCCUGGCGGUUCCCGUCGAAGAUCUUGAGGCGUACGCGACCAUGCUGGUCGAGUUCUACGCGCGGGAAGUGGUGGCACAGCGAUCACGCCCUGCUGCUGUCACCGGUGGUGAUUCCUAAGCAAAUUUGCAAUAUUGCAAUACUAUGAGAUUGAUACCCCAAAUUACGCUGAUUUGGGGUUAAAGUGGUCUACUAAGGCUUGCUGGUAUCUUUACUACCAUCGCAUCCUAGUAGAAUCAACUUUUAUACGUUUGGCUCGUUGGCACCUCGGAGCUUGGGAGGGAUGUUGGACAUCUACUCAUCGGACUGGGCACCAGAGGCUCGGUGCAGAUUACAAUUCUGGGGCGAACGGUGCGCACCGUUUCGUUCCAGGGCGUGUUUGGUACGUUAGCGAGCGACCAAUGGACCGAUGACGAAGGAGAAUGGAUCAGGUUUUUCCCUUGAAAUACCCGGAUAGAACGGGUCUGUAUGGAGUUUUCGUGGGCGGUAUUCUAUUGCAAGUUCUGGUGGAGCGCAUUUGAAGGCGACUUCAUACGUUGAUCUUAUUACGAGUGGUGGAAUUCGCGCGAGCUGUACAUGGGCAACCAGACAGACGAAAGACGGAAGAUGAGUUCUUUGAUGAACGGGCAGGGGUUGGACUAGGCUACACUACACGCUACGUUACGUUCUAGACUUUGCGCGGGCAUACUUGGGACAAGGCGUUUGGUGUUCCGAGACUGACAUAGAUGGCGAGCAUAAUGAAAUGUCCUGAGUACGAGAAAUUGAAUUGCAAGCUGGUCAGAUCGAAUUCUUAGAUUGAUUUGAGAUGAGCAUGUGAGAGUCGAGUCGGCCUAAAGUUGAGCAAGGAUAGGAACGGGCUGAUGCUAGAGCAGACAACUUGGAAAGGCCUAGGAUUCCUGUGUUGCUUGAAGGCUAUGCGCGACAGACGUGGGGUUAUCCAUACGGG
Molecule: messenger RNA, 4060 nt
Organism: Colletotrichum scovillei
Lineage: Eukaryota; Fungi; Ascomycota; Sordariomycetes; Glomerellales; Glomerellaceae
Product: cyclin
Exons: 2
Coding region: 1777-3234 (485 amino acids)
Biological process (GO): regulation of cyclin-dependent protein serine/threonine kinase activity
Cellular component (GO): cyclin-dependent protein kinase holoenzyme complex; nucleus
Molecular function (GO): protein kinase binding; cyclin-dependent protein serine/threonine kinase regulator activity
Source: RefSeq, a predicted model, not a curated record